Molecule: messenger RNA, 1601 nt
Organism: Drosophila persimilis
Lineage: Eukaryota; Metazoa; Arthropoda; Insecta; Diptera; Drosophilidae
Gene: eEFSec
Product: selenocysteine-specific elongation factor
Exons: 2
Coding region: 20-1558 (512 amino acids)
Biological process (GO): selenocysteine incorporation
Molecular function (GO): GTP binding; translation elongation factor activity; GTPase activity
Source: RefSeq, a predicted model, not a curated record
GUUCGCUAGCCAGUGAAAAAUGUCGAAAAACUUCAAUGUUGGUCUGCUCGGGCACGUGGACAGCGGGAAGACCACUUUAGCCCGAGCUCUGAGCUCCAUCUCGAGCACAGCAGCCUUCGAUAAGAAUCCCCAGUCCGUAGAUCGGGGCAUUACGUUGGACUUGGGUUUCAGCGGCCUGCUCGUCGAUGCACCGCCAAAUCUGCCGCAAACGGAUAAGCUGCAGUUCACCUUUGUCGACUGCCCCGGCCAUGCAAGUCUCAUACGCACCAUCAUAGGAGGUGCCCAGAUCAUCGAUCUAAUGCUGCUCGUGGUAGAUGCCCAGAAGGGGAUUCAGACGCAGACAGCCGAGUGCCUAGUCAUAGGGGAGCUCCUGCAGAAGAAGCUAAUUGUGGUCAUCAACAAAAUCGACGCCUUCGCGACCGCUCAGAGGGAAAUAAAGCUGGAGAAGCUACGCGCGCGUCUGGUCAAGACUCUGGCGGCCACAAGUUUCGGCAGCGAAGUUCCCAUGUAUGCAGUUUCUGCCCUUGAGGGAAUCUACAUUCCCGAGCUGCGUGCCGGCCUGAGUGAUGCAUAUUUUCAACCGCAGCGGAAUGUGAGCGCUCCACUCUUGAUGUACGUUGAUCACUGCUUUGGGAUCAAGGGCCAAGGCACAGUCUGCACCGGCACACUGAUCCAGGGGAGCAUACAGGUCAACGAUACAGUGGAGCUGCCGGCUCUCGGCGAGAAGCGGAAGGUGAAGGCCAUGCAAAUAUUCCGAGAGAACGUGAGCAGCGCCUCCAUGGGUGAUCGGAUCGGCCUCUGUGUCACCCAGUUCAAUGCCAAGCUGCUGGAGCGCGGUGUGAUUGCAGAGCCGGGCUACCUAAAGCUCGUGUUUGCCGUAUGCCUGCAACUGAGACCGAUCCGCUACUACAAACACGUCAUCAGAUCAAAAAGCAAGCUCCACAUUACCGUCGGCCAUGACACCGUAAUGGCCAAUAUAACCUUGUUCCAAGACAAGGAAGUCCGAUCGCCCGAAUUCGAUCUCGGCAGGGAGUAUGAGUAUGUGGAGGAGCUGCUUCCAGCGGAGAUGUCGGCCUACGGGGUCGUGUUUGCCCUCCUGCAGUUCGAAAGCCCCGUCCUGACCACGUUGGGUACUACUUUGAUUGCUUCCAAGCUGGACAUGGACGCACAUAGUAACAGCUGCCGUUUGGCCUUCUGGGGCCACAUCGCCUGGCAGACGCAGGACACCAACUACGCCCAAGACGUCCUGCCCAAACUGCGCGUCUUCAAGCGGAAGCAGAAAGUGGCAAGCAUCCAGCGGGUGGUCAACGCGAAUGAGGUGAUUGUCCAGAACCUGUUCAAGAAGGAGGCCAACCGGGACAUGUACGUGGGCAAGUGGAUCGAGCUGUCCACCGGAGAGAGGGGCUGCAUAGAGCGAACCUUCGGACAGACCUCCAAGGUCUGCAUUGUGUUCCGAGAAGCUCUUUCGGACUCGACGAUAGAAAAAUUCAGGGACUUGCAGGUGCUGUUAAAUUGCAAGAAGUAUGUUUUCAAUAAACAGGCGGGCCUGUUUCAAUGAUUUAACGUUACUGUGCAGUAGUUCUAGCGGAUAAAACAAUAAA